AUGGCUGAGUUGCGUCGGCUGGUGGAAGUGAUCUUCAAGUGGAAGCUGGGAUAUGGCGCUUCCCUGGAACGACAAAGCUACAUCGAGAUUCUUCAAGAUAUUGGUGUCACAUUGCAGGAGGCCCAAUUCCUUCUGCAGGAGUACCCAGAAGACUCGUGGAUUGGUGUGAAAGACUUCCUGGAGAUUUUCUUCACUUCUGAGGCGCCGAAAGAAGAGCAUUCUACUUCUACGCCAAACCAGGUGAAGGGUGACAAGGCCAGUCUCAAAGAAUAUUUUGAGAAAGGCUACAAGCAAGGUCUUGUUUUCGAUCAUGACGAGUACCAGCAUGACGCGGAAGACUGGUGCUGGGUCCAUACCAAACUGGGCGUGAAGGUCUGGCAGGAUGCCGUCGACAUGACUCAAGCCAGUGGUGCCGCUAAUAUACAAUGCUUGUUCCACUACACCAGUGAGCUUGGCUUUAAGAACAUAGUGGACGCGAGAAAGUCAGUGGUCGAAGUCUUCGCCUCUCUGAUAACGACGGGUGAGAAGGCCAACGCCUGGUGGGGAAGAGGAGUUUACUCGGUGCAGAAGUCCCCAGAUGAGUGGCCAAGCAUCGAAGCACUCAUUGACAACAACUACCGCAAUAUGCUCAAGAGGGACAGCGACUUGAGGGGUCGUGAGGCAGCUGUGGAGGAGUACAGGUCAAGGGUUGCCUUCUGUAUACCUAUCUUGGUCGAUGAAUCCAUCGCCUAUGAUGUGUCCAAGAGACAAACGCCGGAAAUGGUCGAAAAGGGGCUGACUUCGCCUAGGAACCUAGCUGGAAAGCAGCUCAACGAAGAUGGUAUGCCACCUCGACAAUGUAUCGUCGUCCGAGCAGAACGGGCGGAGAAGGUUGGCAACGCCAGUGCAGUGCUGGUGGAAUCGCUCCGCUGCCGCGCCGAAGCUAUCAAAGAGAAACUGGGAUCAGAACAUUCUGAAGCGCUCAAGGCGUUAAGCCGGCUGGCGAUCGUGCUGACGGCGCGCGGUGACUUGGCUGAGGCGGAGAGGCUGCAGCGGCACGUGCUGGAGGCCUACGAAGCGCAGCGAGGCAAAGAAGAUCCGGAGACCCUCAGGGCAGUGAACGGUCUGGCGAUCACGUUGAAAUUCGCCGGGAAGCAGAUGGACUCCCUGGCAUUGUUCAGACAAGCUUUGGCCGGACGUGAGGCUCAGCUUGGACCGGUGCAUGUAGAAAGCCUGGCGUCAGUGUUCAAUCUCGGACGGGCCUUGUUGGAUCUGGGCAAGCUGGAAGAGGCUGAACUUGUUUGCAGAAGAGCUUUGGCAGGGUGUGAAGCUGAGCUUGGGGCGAUGCACCCCGCCACCUUGGCUUCACUAGACAGCCUUGGCGGGUUGUUGAGCAAGCAGAGGAAGUUGGAGGAUGCUGAAGUGCUUUUUAGACGGGCGUUGACCCGAACGGAAAGUCAGGUUGGAGAGAUGCAUCCGGACACCCUCACUUUAGCCAACAACCUUGCAAAUGUGCUACUGGAUCAGGAGAAAUUGGAGGAUGCGGAAGCGCUUUACAGACGAGCGUUGGCAGGAUUUGAGGCUGAGCUUGGAGCGAUGCAUCCGGAGACCCUGUUUCCAGUGCAUGGCCUUGCAGUUUCCCUACGGAAGCAGGGCAAGCUCGAGGAGGCUGAGCUGCUUCAGAGAAGAGCUCUGACCGGACGUCAGAUGCAGCUCGGGGCCAUGCACCCAAGCACGCUGGCCUCCGUUGGGCAUCUUGCGAAGCUUUUGGAGGUCAAAGGCUGCCUGGCCGAGGCGGAAGAGCUCUAUGUCAGGGAGUUCCAGGGCCUGGAGGAGCUCCACGGCCCUGACGACGAGAAGACGCGCCGCAGCCGGCGACGGCUGAAGCGAUUCCGACGGAAACACGCCCGAGUGGUGAGACUAGUCUUCACGGAGGGACGGAGGAGCGCAUCCACUUCGGCUGCCGUGAUCUCCCAGACCCGGACGUGGGACAUCGCGGGACUGGGCAAAGCGGAGAGGCUGCCAUGGCUGCAGCGCCACUGCACCGGUGCACCGCGCGGUGGAGAUCUCUUUGAAACCCGAUCGCUGGCGGAAGUGCCCCGCAUCGAUGGCUACGAGGCGAGUGAGGCGACGCGGGUUUCGCCGGUGUAUCGCCAUCAAAACCCAUUUGUGAAAACGAGUGGUGGUGGAUCGAUGGCCCGACAGCAUCGAUCAGCGUGGUCCAAGACUUACGAGAAGCGCCCAUUGCAAACGAUGCUUUGGUACCAGGUCAAUGGGAUGACUUUGCAGGAGAAGGAUGAGUUUGUCGCGCUUUUGAACCAAGCGACCUGCCAGUGUCUUCAUGAGGCAAUCCGCGUGCGUCUUGCAAAGGCUGCAUCCAUACACCCGUGGAAGGAGGACGAGUUUGACGCCCGGAUCAAGGAGAUUUUUGAGAUGUUUCAGGAGCCCACAGACUCAGCUGUAAUGAAGGCCUCGCACUUGGGGGACGCCAUGCGGAUGGCUCAGAUGAACCCCACAGACUCAGAGGUCUCCAAGGUCAUGGCGGACCUUGGGAAUUUGGAGAGCUUGACGCUGCCAUUGUUGAAGAGGGUCAUGAAGGACCAGAUCGCUCAGUGGUCAUCAAGAGACCAGGUACAGGAACUCUUUGGUUGCUUCGAGCAGUUCGACCCAGGGAAGACAUGCUUCCUGUCCCGGCACACCCUCAUGGACGUGAUGCGGAGCGGUGGCAAUCAAUUCUCGGAGGAGAUGCUGGAGGGCAUGCUGGAGGAUGUCCCGUCAACUAGCGAAGGCUACGACUAUCGACGGAUCAUCGCGGCCCUCUUGGGGCCUGAGGUGAAGAAAGGUGAGAAAAGUGAUGGGAGUGAUGCUGAGAAAGCGGAGUUGGAGGAUCAGCAGGAGCAGCAAGGCGCGAGCAGCGAGAGAGAAGAAGAAUCCGAGACCAGUACUCCUGUGCAGGACACCAAGAUGAAGCCAACCUGGGAGCGAAGGAGGAAGAGGUUCUGGAACAGAGUCAGGCACAAGCCAGCGUGGGAGAGGGGCACGUGGCGAAACUUUUACCUUCCUCUGAGGUUCAGGUGCAAAGUGCCAAGAGAUGAGCACUUCGCCAGUCUAAAAGAUUACUUUGAGAAGGGCUACAAGCAAGGUCUUGUUUUUGAUCACGACGAGUACCAGAAUGACCCGAAAGCGUGGUGCUGGGUCCACACCAAGUUGGGCGUCAAGGUUUGGCAGGAUGCCCUGGACCUGACUCAAGCCAGCGGUGCCAGUGAUGUGCAGUGUUUUUUCCACUACACCACUGAGCUUGGCUUUAAGAACAUCACGGAUCUCAGAAAGACAGUGGUAGAAGUCUUUGCUUCUCUGAUAACGAGGGGUGAGAAGGCCAACGCCUGGUGGGGACAAGGAGUUUAUUCUGUGCAGAGGCCGCCAGAUGAAUGGCCAAAUAUCGAAGCACUCAUUGACAACAACUACCGCAAUAUGCUCAAGAGGGACACCGAAAGGAAAGGUCGUGAGGCAGCUGUGGAGGAGUACAGGUCAAGGGUUGCCUUCUGUAUACCUAUCUUGGUCGAUGAAUCCAUCGCCUAUGAUGUGUCCAAGAGACAAACGCCUGAAAUGGUCGAGCAGGGGAAUCCCGUUGGUGUGAAUUUGGCUGGAAAGCAGCUCAACGAAGAUGGUAUGCCACCUCGACAAUGUAUCGUCAUCCGACCAGAAAGGGCGGAAGAGGUUGGCAACGCCAAUGCAGUGCUGGUGGAAUCGCUCCGCUGCCGCGCUGAAGCCAUCAGAGAGAGCCUAGGCUCGGAGCAUUCCGACAGUCUCAAGGCAUCAAGCCGGCUGGCGAGGGUGCUGACUGCGCGUGGUGACUUCGAGGAGGCGGAGCCACUGCACCGGCGAGUGCUCGAGGCCUACGAAGCGCGGAAUGGUGCCGAGGAUCCGGAGACCCUCACGGCGGUGUACAAUCUGGCAUUCACGUUAGGCUUUGCAGGGAAGCUGGCGGAGGCAGAGGCCUUGUCCAGACGAGCGUUGAGGGGACGUGAGCGUCAACUGGGAUUAAUGCAUGUGGACACCCUGGAGAGUGUGAACAAUCUUGGUUGGGUCUUGAAGGCGCAGGAGAAGCUAGGAGAGGCAGACACACUGUACCGGAGAGCGCUAGAAGGACGCAAGAUGCAGCUUGGAGCCAGGCAUCCUGAUACCCUGCAAUCACUCAACAAUCUUGCAGGCUUGGCAAAGAAUCAGGGUAAGUUGGAAGAGGCUGAAUUGCUUUACAGGAGAGUUUUAGAAGGACGUGAGGUGCAGCUUGGCCGGAUGCAUCCUACCACCCUAGCUUCUGUGAACAACCUUGCGGUAUUGCUACAGGACGAGGGGGAGCUGGAAACGGCUGAGCUGCAUCACAGGAGGGCCUUGGAAGGAUUUGAACUGCAGCUCGGAUCUCGCCAUCCGCACACCCUGCGCUCCGUUUGGAAUCUCGCGAAGCUUUUGGAGGCGAAAGGCUCCCUGGCCGAGGCGGAAAAGCUCUAUCUCAGAGAGCUGAAUGCCAUGAAGGAGCUCCGCCCUGACCACGAGGAAACCGAGGCGAGCCGUCAAAACCUGCAGCGCUUCCAGCAGCACUUGGCCCAGCUGAGGGCUCUUGGAAGAGCUCCCGCAGCGCAUGCUGAGAAGGCGUACGGUGACUGA
Durusdinium trenchii is the source of this 4644-nucleotide messenger RNA. NCBI's taxonomy places the organism in Eukaryota, Dinophyceae, Suessiales, Symbiodiniaceae. The record is from the annotation of a GenBank genome assembly.